Messenger RNA from Neurospora crassa OR74A, 1542 nucleotides. RefSeq lists its product as hypothetical. Gene Ontology annotation, cellular component: RAVE complex. The record is from RefSeq and is a predicted model, not a curated record. The transcript has 3 exons. The coding region runs from base 164 to 1282 and encodes 372 amino acids. NCBI's taxonomy places the organism in Eukaryota, Fungi, Ascomycota, Sordariomycetes, Sordariales, Sordariaceae.
CGUCUUCAACUUGUCCAGCAAAACAACCGAAUAGGCAGCAUCUUAUCAUCCAAGUAUCCUUCUGGCCACCACACGUUGACCAUCCGAUAAUACCAGCCAGAUGAUGGAUGCCUGAAUCAACAACACGAAUCACCAACAAUACCCUGCCCGACUAUCACCAACCAUGUCUGUCGAGAUCUGGCCACCUAUUGCGCCCCAUCAGCUUAAAGCCGCCGUCGAGACAUCCCAAAAGCGCGAACUCGACUGGCUCGUCCAAGAUCUCCGCGAAACCCUCACCAACGUCAAACAUGGUCUCGAAGACUGCUAUGCCUUGCUUGCUCCCAUAGACCCGGGCAGUACCUUGGUACUCAGCACACCACGGAACGAGAUCGUCAAGGGUCACAUAACACGAGUCGGAACACGGAUAGUCAAGGGGACCAUCCACCUCCGUCUACGCACUCUCCCCCAACAAACCCUCACCAUCAACCCCGACCACCCAAUCCACCUCGCGCCGCUCGUCACCUUGCACACUCUCCUCACGCACUCCCUCGACCUCCUAACCAUGACGCUCUCCUUCACGUACCCGACCGAGUCCGAUUCCGCGUCCGCCAAAUCACCAUCACCAUCAUCAUCCUCAUCAUCUCCCCAACUCUCCUCCGCCGCGUUUCUCUCCUCCCAACUCCGUCUUCUCUCACAAUCCAUCUCCGAAUCCAUCGCCAUCCUCAAAGGACCUCCGCUCGUAACCGCCGCCGACCCCUCCUGGACUACCCGAUCCAUCGCCUCUUCACAUUUUGAUCCUCCCCUGACAGCCGCCGCCGCGUCAAAUCAUGGUCUUGGAGCGACAUCAAUACCACCUAUAUCGUUCCAUCUAAGUAUCCAAGAAAGCAGCAUAGUCCUGUGGCUGCGUAGUCUCGAAGCGGCCGACGCUCCUGUAGGGUUCGGGACCAAGCUCGCAUUCGCAAUCGGUACCGCACGCAGACUGGAGCAUGACGAAGCAGAUCGGGUGUUUGGCUUCUGUUGUGGUGGGGAGGGACAUGGGGGUCCUGGAGGAAGUCCAGGGAGUAUGAUGCCAUCAAACGGAGGCAACAAUAACACGACGAGGUCUACUACGCAGAAUACAGCAGCGGGAACGGGGGCGAUGGGGCAGCCAGAAGUGGACGUCUACGUGAGGGAAAAGGUUCGGGUGGAAAGUGCUGAUCCGAGUUUGCUGUCUCUUGCAGCGAAACUGACGGCUUUGGGACACACGCUGGGUUUGGCGAGGAGGAAUUUGGCGGCGGUCAUGGGAGAGGAGCUGGAGGAUUAGAGGGCCCGACGGCUGCUGCUGUCCGUGAGGGGGAGUAGUGAGACUUGUUUCGGGUCGGACGGGACGGGGGAGAUGGAAAGUGUUUAUGCAAGUCGGUGGUGUUGUUGUUCGCAUUGGUUGGAGUUGGAUAGGUCGUUUUAUACCAAGGGGUUCAUGUGUUGUUUUCGGCACUGUUGUUCGUAGUCACAGUCUCUUGGGGGUUUAGCAGGCGCUUCGUUUAUCACUAGUAUGGUAGCUUCUCGAGAAUGGGUACAAAUACG